AUGAAUGUGUUUAAAAAGCGUCCGAGUCCUUCUCCUGCACUCUUUCAGAGGUCUAUGUCAGAGCAGGAUGGUGACUCUGCAAAUGUAGGAGCUAGCUUGAAGGACUAUCACUGGUACUACCAUGUCAGAAGCAAGAGGAUGUGCGAAGGAGCAGGUUCAGAUUUAGGAAAGCUGCUUGGAGCUUACCGAUGGCAGACUCAUCCCCGACUUCGCUGGAUGGUGACCAAAAGAACAGAUGCAUCCAAGACUACUGAACAGCCUUUGAGGGCACACACUUUAAUUGCUGAUAGCCACCAGGAAUAUCCAGAAGUGAAGGUUGCCAUGCCAGCGACUCGGCCAUUUCGGGUUCCAUUUUACAGGUCUAUAUCAGAACCUGCACCACACUGGAGAGAGAGAAGUCCAAAGCCACCUCCGCAGCCAGAAUGUGGUGAUCAUGACAGUAAUUUUACCCGUGGCUUCUUCUCUACAAUCUCCAGCAGCUUUUCUAAGGCACUGAACCGGAAAGGGGAACAGAAUGCAAUGGUGACAAAUGCGGGAAUGGAGAAUGAUCAGAUGGACUUGACUGCAGAUGUGAAAGGACCUCCAACCCACAGGCUCUCUUGUGGCCAGUCUCCUGAUUCAGAAGCUAUAGUAUGGGAGACCAAAUACUCUAUUUUGACUGACAGCCAGCUAGUGCUGCUCAACAGGGAGAAAGAGAUGGCGGUCGAAGGAGGACAGGAGCAGGCAGCAGAGCCUACCAAAGGGCGUUGUCUGCGUCGUACUGUGAGUGUUCCUUCGGAGGGUCAAUUUCCCGACUAUCCGCCAGAGGGGGCUACUAAGCUUGAGGUCCCAGCAGAGAGGUCUCCUCGAAGACGGAGUAUCUCAGGGACAAGCACAUCAGACAAAACCAACUCCAUGGAUGCAUCAAACACAUCUCCAUUCAAAGUACCGGGCUUCUUCAGUAAACGGCUUAAAGGUUCAAUCAAAAGAACAAAGAGCCAAUCAAAAUUGGACAGGAACACCAGCUUCCGUCUUCCAUCUCUUCGGCCUGCUGAUGACAGGUCCCGUGGCUUACCAAAGCUGAAAGAGUCUCGUUCUCAUGAAUCCUUGCUGAGUCCAGGCAGUGCGGUGGAGACGCUAGAUCUUGGGACAGAAGAAAGAGUCUUUGUCAAGCCACUUCAUAGUAGUAUACUUGGUCAAGAUUUCUGCUUUGAGGUAACCUACUCUAGUGGCAGUAAAUGCUUCAGCUGUUCUUCUGCUGCCGAAAGAGACAAGUGGAUGGAAAACCUGCGUAGGGCAAUCCAGCCUAACAAGGAUAACUGCCGGCGAGCCGAGAAUGUAUUGCGUCUUUGGAUCAUUGAAGCCAAAGACUUGGCCCCCAAGAAGAAAUACUUCUGUGAAUUGUGCCUGGACGAUACUUUAUUUGCCCGCACCACAAGUAAAACAAAAGCUGACAAUAUUUUCUGGGGUGAGCACUUUGAGUUCUCUGGCCUUCCACCCAUCCACAGUAUCACUGUCCACAUCUACAAGGACCUUGAAAAGAAAAAGAAAAAAGACAAGAAUAACUAUGUUGGACUGGUCAACAUUCCCGUAGCCAGUGUGACUGGGCGACAGUUUGUGGAGAAGUGGUACCCGAUCAGCACUCCUACCCCUAAUAAAGGGAAGGCUGGAGGGCCAUCCAUUCGGAUCAAAUCCCGAUACCAGACCAUCACCAUCCUCCCUAUGGAGCAAUACAAAGAGUUUGCUGAAUUUAUUACCAACAAUUACACUGUGUUGUGCUCUGUCCUGGAGCCAGUAAUCAGUGUCAGGAACAAAGAGGAGAUGGCCUGUGCUUUGGUGCACAUUCUUCAGAGCACUGGCAGAGCAAAGGAUUUCUUGACCGAUCUAGUGAUGUCUGAGGUUGAUCGCUGUGGGGAGCAUGAUGUGUUGAUCUUCAGGGAGAAUACACUAGCUACCAAAGCCAUUGAGGAAUACCUCAAGCUGGUGGGACAGAAAUAUUUACAAGAUGCACUUGGUGAAUUUAUCAAGGCACUCUACGAGUCAGAUGAGAACUGUGAAGUUGAUCCCAGCAAAAGUUCACUUAGCGAACUGGCCGAUCACCAGGCCAAUCUCAAAAUGUGUUGCGAGCUGGCCUUUUGCAAGAUCAUCAACUCCUACUGUGUCUUUCCUCGGGAGCUGAAAGAGGUAUUUGCCUCAUGGAAGCAGCAGUGCCUCAACAGGGGGAAGCAAGAUAUCAGCGAACGUCUGAUCAGUGCCUCGCUUUUUCUCCGUUUCCUCUGUCCAGCCAUCAUGUCUCCAAGUCUCUUCAACCUCAUGCAAGAAUACCCUGAUGACCGUACCUCUCGAACUUUGACACUAAUUGCAAAGGUUAUCCAGAACCUGGCAAACUUCACAAGAUUUGGGAACAAAGAAGAAUACAUUACAUUUAUGAAUGACUUUCUAGAGCACGAAUGGGGAGGCAUGAAACGUUUUUUGGUAGAAAUUUCCAAUGCGGACACAAUCUCCAAUACGCCAGGAUUUGAAGGCUACAUAGAUCUGGGAAGGGAGAUUGCUGUCUUGCAUUCUUUGCUGUGGGAAGUUGUAUGUCAGCUGGACAAGGGUGAAAAUUCCUUCCUACAGGCAACAGUAGAAAAACUGGGACCCUUGCCACGCAUCCUCACCGACAUCGCGAAGGCUACAACAAACCCUACACCAGUUCAACAGCAGUUGAGACGUCUGGCAGAUCACAAUUCAAGUCCCAACGUCAGCCUCUUGUCAGGGCUGCAAAAAAUAUUUGAGGACCCUGCUGACAGUGAGUUGAAGUUGAAGUCUCCGCCCCAAGAAAGUGAGGGUUAUUUCAAAGGCAAGUUGCUGUUGAUCCAGCAGGCAUCAUCACGGAGUGUGACUUAUUCAGACAAGGAUGAUGAGACGAACCUGCCCAAUGUCCGAAGCAUAUCACUGAUGGAUCUUCAGGAUCCUAAUGCCACACAGUGUGAUCCCGGAUCCAUGAUGCGUGAUGCUCCUGUACGUUUAUCUGGUAGCCAGCUUUCAGUCAUCCAAGUGGCAAACAUCAAGCAGCUUCACAAUACUCCACAGAGUGCUCCCCAAGUUAGGCGCCCUCUGCACUCAGCAGUAAACCAGCAGGGCAGUUUGCAGCCCCUUUCCUUCCAGAAUCCUGUUUACCAUCUUAACAACCCUCCUCAGCCAUUGCCAAAAGUGUCCAUGGACUCCAGCUUGGAGAAUCUGAGUGUCACCAGUUCCCGAAGCCAGAACAGUGAGGACCUUAAACUCAGUGGACCAAGCAAUAGCAGCAUGGAGGACUUUACCAAACGCAGCACACAAAGUGAAGACUUUUCCCGUAGGGGCACAGUGCUGGACAAACACAUGCCCAUCGCUUUACCUCGCCAGAAUAGUACUGGGCAAACCCAAAUCCGCAAAAUGGACCAAGCAGGGCUGGGUGCGAGGGUGAAAGCACCCCAGUCCCUUCCUCAUAGUGCUUCUCUUCGAAGCACGGGGAGCAUGUCUGUAGCUUCUGCCACAAUGGCAGCAGAGCCCCUUCAGAAUGGGAAUCGGUCCAGGCAGCAGUCAUCCUCCUCCCGGGAAAGCCCAGUUCCCAAAGUACGGGCCAUCCAGCGGCAGCAAACCCAGCAGAUUCAGUCACCGGUGGACUCCGCCACAAUGUCACCUGUGGAAAGGACUGCUGCCUGGGUCCUAAACAAUGGACAGUAUGAAGAAGAGGAGGAAGAUGCUGAACAGAACCAAGAUGAACCCAAGCACGCAGAAAAGUAUGAGCAGGAGAUAACAAAACUCAAAGAUCGUCUGAAGGUAUCAAGUCGUCGGCUGGAAGAGUAUGAGCAGCGUCUCCUGGUGCAGGAGCAGCAAAUGCAAAAACUCUUGAUGGAGUACAAGGCAAGGCUGGAAGACAGUGAGGAGCGUCUGCGAAGGCAGCAGGAAGAGAAAGAUAGCCAGAUGAAGAGCAUCAUCAGCAGGUUAAUGGCUGUGGAAGAGGAACUGAAGAAGGACCAUGCAGAGAUGCAGGCAGUCAUUGACACUAAGCAGAAAAUAAUUGAUGCACAGGAAAAACGGAUCCUUUCUCUGGAUUCAGCCAACACACGGUUGAUGAGCGCCCUAACGCAAGUGAAGGAACACUACAGCAUGCAGGCCCGGAACGGCAUCUCCCCUACCAACCCCACCAAGCUUUCCAUCACGGAGAACGGUGAAUUUAAAAACAGCAGCUGCUAACACCAACUUCUCCCACCAACAACAUUUCCAGCUCCUCAUUUCUCCCACCAAACUCCCUCAUGCAACUUCAAAGCAGGAUGCUUCAGGAAAAAGAGGAGGACUUGGUUUCAGGAGCUGGGCCUCCCAUGAAAUUUUAGAUGUGGGCAUCUCCCAGUCAGCUGCUACCACCAAGCAGCCAUGUGAGCAUAGGCACAUGUGGACAUACACAUGAAUGUGUAGCCUCCUUUUAAAAGUUGCAACUGAUAGUGGGGACCACCCUCCCAAGGUUUACGUUGCUGGCAUCCAAGACCCCAUCUCAAGUGCAUGGAGCAUGGCUUGGCUUGGUGUCAUCUAGGGCUGGAAGGGCAUCCACCAUUUCCUGUCCAGCUGAACAGAGGUGACAGGGGAUGCUAAAUGUUGAGUGGUGGAGCAGGUUGCUAGGAAGAGAGAGGUAAAUGAAAUGCUCCAAAUAAAUCAACAAAGAUGCUUGGGGGGAUAGCCCUCUCCAUAUCUUUGGUGGUAACAUUCAGCAUGGCCGCACCAUGACUGUAUCCAUUCAUGAGUAUGCAGUAGUAGAACGUUUUGGGACCGCCACCUUUGCAAAUGCUGAGGGCUACCAUUCUAGCAUCUUUAUUGUCCAGACUUUCUGGGAUCCUCUGGGCUUUAACAUGGGAUACUCUGUGAAUGUUUGAGGGAAUGUAUGUUUUCCCUUACCCUGCCCUGAGAAUUCUGAUCAAGCAAGGGAUAGUGUGCAUAUAAAUUCCUGGCACCUUUCUUAAGAGACGUCCCAAGGCAUUCACUCAACUGUUUGCAUAUUAGUAAAGACAAUUCCUUCCCCUUCAGCACUACCAAAAAAUAAUAAUAAUAAAUUCAAAACUGUUUUUAUUUAUUGUUUUUUACUUUUGCAGAAUUUUUAAUUUUUUAGUGAUAUACAGUAAUAUGUAAAUUGCAACCCCCAAAUGAACAAAUCUUUCUGUUAUCCUAGUUUAUUAAUAAUCUGCACUAUAGCAGUAUUUGUGAUUAUACCCUUUCUUCAGGUUUGUUUUCGUUCCAAAAAAAUUAUGAAGAGCCACCAGUUUCCUACAACUAUAUGUUCACAGUAAACUUGCACAGCUUACACAUUAAUGAACUUUUCUACAUCAUUCCUCGGGUAGUGUUACUUCUUCUUGCGCUUCCCAUUCUUUUUAACAAUUAUAAUCUUCAUUGUUGUUAAGAAGUUUUCUACUGAUUCUUUGUGUUUCUUUUCAACACAUUUUCUUGCCUCAUUAGAGAGCCAGAUUGGAUUUUUCAAUGGCAAAGCCAACUCACCCUGAAAUGGGUGCAAGUAAAGUUGUGCUUAGAAACCGCUAGAAUGAUAACUUGGAUUUAGAGCACUCCCUCUCCCCGCCUCCACUUCAGCUAAGUAAUCUGAAUUAUUUUACCCACUUCAAAAUGUGAUAAGCCAGUCCUUGCUAUAUUUGGGGCACCCAAUGGCUCAUUCUGGUGAGGUGUAUCCUGGACCUGUGCCUUCAGUGAGCCUGGAUUGAGAAAGGGCACAUUGGAAACAGAAGCAGUACCAGGGCUGAAUCCUGCUCACUGCUUUUCUCCUGCAACUCCUGCCCCCAUCAAAUUAGUCCUGCUGCAGUUUGGAUAGGUAUUUGCUUUAUUGCACAAGAAUGGCAGGGAAAGGGGUUGGAGUAAAGUCAUGUCAGGAAAAGCAUUAAAACAUCCCACAUUUUUUCUGCAGAAUGUCCCCAUUCCAUCUCUUGUAGCUGAUCAUGGGAGACCUAGAUAUGGGUCUGCUACUGCAUAUCUAAUUUGACCUGAAGAGAACUGGUGAUAGAAACAAAAGAGGAAAAACUGAGAGGUGAUACCCUAAACCCAAACAAACAAGUGUGUAAACAAAAAGUCUAGGGGGAAAGAAAAUAGAAAACACAGUAAUUUUAUUAAAACAGUAUGUUGCAAUGGGAAGCAAAAAGAAUAAAGAGAAUA
Messenger RNA from Sceloporus undulatus (fence lizard), 6150 nucleotides. It is a transcript of the gene RASAL2, whose product is annotated as RAS protein activator like 2. The transcript has 18 exons. Lineage: Eukaryota; Metazoa; Chordata; Lepidosauria; Squamata; Phrynosomatidae. The record is from RefSeq and is a predicted model, not a curated record. Bases 1 to 4200 code for a protein of 1399 amino acids. Gene Ontology annotation, biological process: regulation of GTPase activity.